Messenger RNA from Periophthalmus magnuspinnatus, 1612 nucleotides. Its product is annotated as transcription factor 12-like. Gene Ontology annotation, biological process: regulation of transcription by RNA polymerase II. The record is from RefSeq and is a predicted model, not a curated record. The transcript is spliced from 12 exons. Gene Ontology annotation, cellular component: transcription regulator complex. Bases 61 to 1509 code for a protein of 482 amino acids. Lineage: Eukaryota; Metazoa; Chordata; Actinopteri; Gobiiformes; Gobiidae. Gene Ontology annotation, molecular function: protein dimerization activity; DNA-binding transcription factor activity, RNA polymerase II-specific; RNA polymerase II cis-regulatory region sequence-specific DNA binding.
GAGGACAGUGCCGUGCGCCUGGAGACUCGCUCGCAUUGAACGUGAAGCCGAAUCGGAGUUAUGUACCGCGCUCAGACCGUCUCGAGUGCGGGUAACAACUCACUGAUGUACUGCUACAACGUGAAGCCAAUUUAUGGUCAGUCUCCUAAUGACGACAUCAACCAGAACUCUUCUCCACAUCCGUCCAGUAAGGGCAACAGCAGUCUGUUUGCCAGCACAUUUUUUGAGGGGACGACCAAUUCGCCCGACAUCUGGAGCGCCGUAAACGGGCUGAACCAGCAGGGCUAUGAAGGGGCACUGGGAGCGGCCACGUCCCUGCUCUCUCAGUCGGGGAGCUACGGCGGCAUGCAGCACCACAGUCACCUGGACUACUCUCCACAUUCGGUGAUGGCUGCUGACUUGAACAGGGGCCUCCCACCGAUGUCCUCUUUUCACCGCAACAACACAGCAUCACGCAAUACAAUUAGUGCUACAGAUAACUCCACAGGUAACCAGGGAAGUUCACAAACAGGAGACACUUUGGGCAAAGCUCUGGCCUCUAUAUAUUCCCCUGAUCACACCAGCAGCAGUUUCCCCUCCAGCUCAUCAACACCGGUCCGGUCCCCCUCUCCUCUGACCAAUGCUGCUGAGCCUGCAGGUACAAAUACAUGGCCACAGAGUUCUGUUCAAUCUCAGGUCUCACCACAUUAUGAGUCUUCACUAAUAUCACUGUCUCAGGUGGAGGACCGUCUGGAUCGGCUGGACGAUGUGAUCCAUGUCCUGAGGAACCAUGCGGUGGGCCCAAGAGCAGAUGUCCCAGGGCUGCUCUCCCCCAGCCCCCACCCACCCCAGGGACCGGCCUCCUCCGCCAGCUCCCUGCCCCUCGCAUGCCACACUCCCACCAUGGUGGAAGCCAUCGCAAUGAACAACAACCAUCAGAGUGCUUUCCAAAGCCAGAAUGGACACCCAUAUUCAGGGAGACAGAGGCUGGUGAUGCAGCACAUGCAAGGAGCCAACCGAGGUGUCCCGGGAGUGCAGGGUAAUUUGGAGCUGAAAAUGGAGAAUGGAGAGAGGGAGGACAUGAUGCACACCAGCCACAGCUCAGACAGCCAGAGGUCAGACGACGAGAGCGAACACAAAGCAGGCGAAGGCAGGAACAGUAUCCACGAGGACGAAGAUCUGAGUCCGGAGCAGAAAGCAGAGCGAGAACGUGAGAGGAGGAUGGCCAACAAUGCCCGGGAGCGUCUGAGGGUUCGGGACAUCAAUGAGGCGUUCAAGGAGCUAGGACACAUGUGUCAGCUGCACCUUAAGAGCGAGAAGCCCCAAACCAAACUGCUAGUGCUGCAUCAGGCUGUGGCCGUCAUCCUGAGUCUGGAACAACAAGUCAGAGAGAGAAACUUGAACCCAAAAGCAGCCUGUCUUCGGAGACGAGAGGAGGAGAAGGCUGCGAUAAUGUCCGAUCCUCAGUCCAUGCAUUUAGCUUUCCACCCUGGACUCACAGACCCAGGGAACCCAAUGGGCCACAUCUGAAGACAAACAAGGCAUUUACAUUUGAUUUAGCUCACUAUUCUUGUCUUCUUGUUUAGCUCUACAGUAUUGGCUCAUGUGUUGUGUUUUUCGUACAGAUACAUAA